UGAGUAUCGUCAUUGCUCGCAGAAAGGAAAAAUUUUCUCCGUGAACGACUUGGCAGCCAGCUCCGUCCGAGUGUUAAUCGUAAAGUUAUUUUCCGUUCAGCCAUCAGCACCCGUGUGUCGACGUUGUUCAUCACGCCGAAAGGGAAAAUCGUGCGACGGUUACGCGACAGUUCCGUUAAUUCCUCGGUUCAUACGGUCCCUAUUAUUGUCGCCGAGUAGAUUCAGAAGCUGAUUAGCCAGUGCAGCAGGUUACAGGGAAAAUCGUAAAGGAACGCAAGAUGGCAAAUCGUAGUCUGUCGGCCCAACAGGCUUCCAAGGAACAUGUUCUGGCCGUGUCCAGAGAUUUCAUCUCGCAACCACGACUGACCUACAAAACCGUUUCCGGUGUGAACGGUCCUCUGGUCAUCUUGGACGAGGUGAAGUUUCCUAAGUUUGCCGAAAUUGUCCAGUUGAAGCUGAACGAUGGCACUGUCCGUUCCGGUCAGGUGCUGGAAGUGAGUGGAUCCAAAGCCGUGGUCCAGGUGUUCGAAGGUACUUCCGGUAUCGACGCGAAAAACACGUUGUGCGAGUUCACCGGUGAUAUUCUGCGUACUCCGGUAUCGGAGGACAUGCUGGGUCGUGUAUUUAACGGUUCCGGUAAACCGAUUGACAAGGGACCGCCAAUUUUAGCCGAAGAUUUCUUGGAUAUUCAGGGUCAACCUAUUAAUCCGUGGUCUCGUAUCUAUCCGGAAGAAAUGAUUCAAACCGGUAUUUCGGCUAUCGAUGGUAUGAACUCGAUUGCCCGUGGGCAGAAGAUUCCCAUUUUCUCGGCCGCUGGUUUGCCGCACAAUGAAAUUGCCGCCCAAAUCUGUCGGCAGGCUGGUCUCGUCAAGCACACCGGAAAGUCGGUGAUAGACGAGCACGAGGAUAACUUUGCCAUUGUGUUCGCUGCUAUGGGUGUUAAUAUGGAAACUGCUCGGUUCUUCAAGCAGGACUUCGAGGAAAACGGUUCCAUGGAGAAUGUGUGUCUAUUCUUGAAUUUGGCUAACGAUCCAACUAUCGAGCGUAUUAUUACGCCACGUUUGGCCUUGACGGCUGCCGAGUUCUUGGCCUACCAGUGUGAGAAGCACGUGUUGGUCAUCUUGACUGAUAUGUCGUCUUAUGCGGAAGCGUUGCGUGAAGUAUCAGCUGCUCGUGAAGAAGUGCCCGGUCGUCGUGGUUUCCCCGGUUACAUGUACACCGAUUUGGCUACGAUCUACGAACGUGCCGGACGUGUUGAAGGUCGUAACGGCUCUAUCACUCAGAUUCCAAUUUUGACUAUGCCUAACGAUGAUAUUACCCAUCCCAUUCCGGAUUUGACUGGUUAUAUUACCGAGGGACAGAUUUACGUCGACCGUCAGUUGCACAAUAGGCAGAUCUAUCCACCAGUCAACGUACUUCCGUCGCUGUCACGUUUGAUGAAAUCGGCUAUCGGCGAGGGAAUGACCCGCAAGGAUCACUCUGACGUUUCGAAUCAACUGUACGCAUGUUACGCUAUCGGCAAGGACGUUCAAGCCAUGAAAGCCGUCGUCGGCGAGGAAGCGCUGACACCCGACGAUCUGCUCUACCUGGAAUUCUUGACUAAGUUCGAAAAGAACUUCAUUUCCCAGGGUAACUACGAGAAUCGUACCGUUUUCGAAACGCUAGACAUUGGCUGGCAGCUGUUGCGUAUCUUCCCCAAGGAAAUGUUGAAACGUAUUCCAGCUUCGAUUCUGGCUGAGUUCUAUCCAAGGGACUCCCGUCACUAAACUGUCAUCGCGUUCAGGAUAAAAAAAGUAUGCCGCUGUUUCAGUUUAUUUUCAUUCUUCGUCCUUCUACAAUUCGUUGUUAUGAUGUUGUUUAUUAAUUGUUUUUGCCAUAAAUCAUGAAUAAUGAUCGUGAGCCGAUAAAGUAUUGUUAUUUAAUGUAAAGGAAAUUUUCAGCCCUUCUGCAAUCAUCUACCCAACAGCCAAUCUACAAACAGCCAACACCCGUUUCAACUUAUCGAAAAAAACCGAGUGACAAUUUUUAAACCUAUUCACGUGUGUGUGUUCCGGUGUAUCUAUUCAUCAAAUGUCAUUUCGCUAUAAUCGUGUAAUCGUGCGGAUCGCUGUGGAUACAAAGCAUUCCUAAUGUAAACCCGGAAAAAAACGACUUCAAAAUUCCAUACUACUAAAAAUCGAACAAAACAAAAAUGAGUGAUGAAAACAGGUGUUUCCCUCGAACAAUCCUCGGAUACCCAAGUAGGUAAAUUUCCGCUGCACCAAUCGCGUAGGACAGAAUCGAUCUUCAAUUGAGUAUCAAUUAACUAAACAAUCAACCAACCAACCAACCAACAAGGAAUAAAAGACAACAACAACAAAAUCCAUCUAACGUAGCUACACAAACAACUUGUAGCACUAAACUAAAAAGAAGCGAAUAUUGAAGUUGAUUCCAGAGGAAAUUUGCAGCAUCCAAUUUCUUUGGUCAGCUCCUUUCAACGCACGUCGACUUGAAAUACGAUCAUUUUUUCCAAAAGCCAAGAGUCGAUGGGAUUGGUGAAUGCGGGAAAUGACCGUUUUGGGGAACGAGAAUUGUCUUCCGACCCUGGAAAACCGAGCAUUCUUCUUUUUUUUCUUUCUUUUCAACACAAUGCUAAGGUAAAGUAAUCAACAAUAAAAAACCAUCUUAUUUAGCUUUCUGAAAUAUCAUGCUUUUUCGUACUAAACGUUAGUAACACUAGCCAAUUUAACCGAGGAAGUGGUAUAGUUCUAUAGUUACAAAAACAAAUUACGGUCCAGUAAUACAACAAAAAGUGCGCAAUCACAUUGCGAAAAGUCGCAUACUAGUUUGCAAUGUUCUUAUGUUUUAUUAGUAUAAUAAUGAUUUAGCCAUUAAGUACAAGCGUUUCCUUUUUGCAUGUUCUUAUUUCUCGUCAUUUAUGGUGAAAUUCUUUCUCGAUUUGUCAUCCCUACAGUCAGGGGCUACAACCCGUUUAGUUCUGCCUCAUGGAAGCAUCCUGCCUUGACUAUAACAACAACUGAAAUCUCUUGCAUAUUGGCUAGCAAAUCCCCUUUGAUUACCACCACGGACUCAAUCUCAACGAUUCUGCUCUGGUUCGCAAAACCAUCCAUCCGAAGCGAUCAUCAGAAGCAGAAUCGAUCAAGAUAACACCACUUGACUUGAGAUGAGUUGUCCUAAAAUGAGCAAAAAGUAACUAACUAAAUGUAAGAGGUUUGUACAAGGGUUGGAUGGACUUUCAGGUCGUACGCAAUUGAACUGGGGUUUGCCCCAAUGUGGUGGAUUGACCAAAUGGAAGAACUUCUGUACAAUAAGUAGCCGUUAAGAUAGAACCUAGACUAGAACAAGAAAUCAAACAUAAUAUUGUAUAAGCAUUGUUAAGCGAUGUCACAGAUUAUUUUAGCUGGAGAGUAGUUGGCAAUAUAAAUUCUACGUGGAUUACGCAAACAUCGGUAACGUCAGUAAUUAAUUAGAGUGGAAACUUCAAGAUAUUUAAUCGUUUCAAGCUGCAGACUAGUAACUGUCAGAGAAACAAAUUUAUUCACUGUAUACACAAAAUUAAGAGAAAACAAAAAUAAAAAAAAAUAAAUAAAAGCUAAAAAAGCCUUAAA
Molecule: messenger RNA, 3608 nt
Organism: Malaya genurostris
Lineage: Eukaryota; Metazoa; Arthropoda; Insecta; Diptera; Culicidae
Gene: Vha55
Product: V-type proton ATPase subunit B
Exons: 3
Coding region: 279-1766 (495 amino acids)
Biological process (GO): ATP metabolic process; proton transmembrane transport
Cellular component (GO): proton-transporting V-type ATPase, V1 domain
Molecular function (GO): proton-transporting ATPase activity, rotational mechanism; ATP binding
Source: RefSeq, a predicted model, not a curated record